UGUUAUGCUAAUAAAAAAGAGUGAACAUAAACAAAAAUAUGGAAUGUGAUGAUUUUAUCAUCACCAUUAUUGGUUAAUUUGUAUGAGAUUUUAUUCAGCAUCAAUCUGAAUUUUUUGCCAGGGAUUACCUCCACAGUUGUGUGUCACAUUCAAUACAUAUAAUAUUGCCUGAGAUUCCAAGAGAAUUAGAUUUAAGAUGAAGGAUUACAUAAUAAUUCCUUGAUUUCAGUUGGAAAUACAAUGAAUUGCUGGCAUCGUGUCCGGCCUCAUCGCAAAUGAAAUGAGCCACUAGAACAUGCACAUGACGGAGAUCGAUACAUCUAACUCGCUUCUCUAUCGAGAUCUUGCAUUCUCCGCAUAAUUACGAAUACAUAACAAGAUUCAUUUGCAAUCCUUAAUUAAGAUUUAACCAUCACAAUUCUCCAAUCCUUAAUUUCAGAUCUCAAGCAAUCUUCGUUUCUUUCUUUUUUUGUUUGCAGGUGGGAGAGAGGUGUGGCGUUGUGUAAUUAAAUAGAGAGAAAUGGCGGCCGCUGGAUUCAUGAACCGAGCGUUCGAGUCUAUGCUCAAAGAGUGUUCCGGCAAGAAGUAUCCUGAUCUUCAAAAAGCUAUUGAAGCUUAUCGAGAUGGUGCAAAAGAGGUUAAACAACCCAGUGAAACAAAUCAAGCAGCUUCUUCUGCUAGAGAUGGAAGUUCACCAGAUACUGAAGGCGAAGCAGCAAAGACUACUAUCGAAGCUGCAAUGGAGGCAGAACAUGUUGGUAGGAAAGUAGGCAGUGGAAGUGUUGCAACUACCUUAGCGAAUGCUGGUUCCACCUUGGAAGGAGCUGAUUUAGAGCUUGUGUUGAAUCCUCUUCGACUUGCAUUUGAGACCAAGAACUCGAAAAUCCUGGAAUCUGCUUUGGAUUGUCUUCAUAAACUCAUUGCAUAUGAUCAUUUAGAGGGAGAUCCUGGCUUAGAGGGUGGUAAAAAUGUUCCACUGUUUAUAGAUGUUCUGAACAGGGUUUGCGGUUGUAUUGAUAAUUCAUCAUCUGAUAGCACGAUAUUGCAAGUGUUGAAGGUACUCCUUACAGCAGUGGCAUCCACAAAGUUCCGAGUGCAUGGAGAACCUCUGCUUGGAGUUAUCAGAUUAUGCUAUCAUAUGGUGCUUAACAGCAAGAGCCCCAUAAAUCAAGCAACAUCAAAGGCAAUGUUGACACAGAUAGUCAGUAUUAUGGUCAGAAGGAUGGAGAAUGAUCAGGUCUUGACCUCAUCUGGGUCUUCUGGGCAUACAGAAACUUCAUCAGCAGAGAAUUCAAGCCCCAAAACAGAAGAGACAGCCUUGAGUGACAAAAAUGAGAAUUGGGCGACUUUAGGAUGUGCCCUUAACCAGACCAAAGAUACAUCUCUUGCCUCUGUUGAAGAACUCUGUAAUCUUGCAGGUGGUGGUGAUAUCAAGGGUUUAGAGGCAGCUCUUGACAAAGCAGCACAUACUGAAGAUGGUAAAAAGAUCAUAAGAGGGCUUGACCUUGAGAGCAUGAGUAUUGGACAACAUGAUGCUUUAUUGGUAUUCCAGUCACUUUGCAAGAUAGGCAUGAAGGAAGAAAAUGAUGACCUCAUGACCAAAACGCGGAUUCUGUCUCUUGAGCUGCUGCAGGGUCUUUUGGAAGGUGUUAACCAUUCUGUUACAAAGAACUUUCAUUUCAUUGAUUCUGUUAAAGCAUAUCUUUCCUAUGCUUUGUUGAGGGCUUCAGUUUCACAAUCCCCUGUUAUAUUUCAGUACGCAACUGGAAUUUUUUCAGUGCUUUUAUUGCGAUUCAGAGAGAGUCUUAAAGGCGAGAUUGGGGUCUUUUUUCCCUUGAUAAUUCUACGAUCAUUGGACGGCUCUGAAUUUCCUGUCAACCAAAAAAUAAGUGUUCUUUGGAUGCUUGACAAAGUUUGUAAAGAUCCUCAAAUGCUUGUUGAUGUGUACAUUAACUAUGAUUGUGAUCUUCAGGCACCAAACUUGUUUGAACGCAUGGUGACCACUUUAUCCAAAAUAGCUCAAAGGACACAAAAUACAGAUCCCAAUUCUGUUGCUGUAUCCCAGACAACUUCUAUUAAUGUUUCAUCACUUCAGUGUCUUGUGAAUGUGCUUAAAUCACUGGUUGAUUGGGAGAAAUCACGAAGAGAAUCCAAAGAGAACAGCCGUAAUAGUCAGUCUCUAGCUGAAGCUGUUCAGAUAAAGAAGGAAGCUCAUAAAUCUACUGUGGAAGCUCUAGAUUCAAUGAAGUUUUCAGGGAUGAAGUUUGAUACAGCAAUCCGUGAAUUCCUUAAAGGAUUCCAACUUCCAGGAGAAGCUCAAAAUAUAGAUUGCAUUAUGGAAAAGUUUGCUGAACGAUAUUGUGCAGAUAAUCCUGGUCUUUUCAAAAACGCAGAUAUCGCUUAUGUUCUUGCUUAUUCAGUUAUAAUGUUGAAUGCUAAUGCACACGACCCUGUGGUCUGGCCUAAAAUGUCAAAGUCUGAUUUUGCGCGUAUGAAUGCUGUAAAUGAUGCUGAAGAAUGUGCCCCUACAGAACUCCUGGAGGAGAUCUAUGAUCAUAUUGUUAAAGAAGAGAUAAAAAUGAACGAUGAAAUGACUAGAAGCAACAGACAGAAGCUAAAAGGUGGAGAGAGAGGAGGCCUUGUCAGUAUUCUUAAUCUUGCUCUCCCAAAACAGAUAUCUUCGACUGAUACUAAGUCUAAAAGUGAAGCUAACAUCAAGCAAACACAGGCUAUAUUCCAGGAUCAAGGAACUAAAAGAGUUUUCUAUACUUCACAGAGGAUUGAACUUGUAGGGCCCAUGUUGAAGGCUGUAGGAUGGCCUUUGCUUGCUACUUUCUCUGUUACAAUGGAGAAAGGGAAGAAUAAACCGCAGGUUGUUCUCUGUAUGGAAGGUUUUAAAGCUGGGGUACAUAUUACACAUGUUCUUGGAAUGGAUACCAUGCACUAUGCUUUCUUAACAUCCCUGGUCAGAUUUACUUUCUUGCAUGCACCAAAGGAAAUGCGUAGUAAAAAUGUGGAAGCAUUGCAAACUCUGCUGGCACUUUGUGACACAGAUCCUGAGUCACUUCAGGAUACAUGGAAUGCAGUGUUGGAAUGUGUUUCUCAACUUGAAUACAUCACGUCAACUCCAGCUAUUGCUGCAACUGUCAUGCUUGGGUCAGAUCAGAUCUCCAGAGAUGCUGCUGUUCAAAGCCUUAAAGAGUUGGCUGGGAAACCUGCUGAUCAAGUUUUUGUGAAUAGUGUUAAAUUGCCCAGCGAUUCAGUCGUGGAGUUCUUCAAUGCUCUGUGUGGUGUAUCAGUUGAAGAAUUGAAGCAAACUCCAGCUCGUGUCUUCAGCCUGGAAAAACUUGUUGAGAUCAGCUAUUACAAUAUGGCUCGUAUACGCAUGGUAUGGGCUAGAAUAUGGUCUGUCCUAGCAAACCAUUUUAUUGCUGCUGGAAGUCAUCCUGAGGAGAAAAUUGUGAUAUAUGCCAUUGAUUCUCUGAGACAGCUUGGAAUGAAGUAUUUGGAGCAUGCUGAACUAAAAAAUUUCACAUUCCAAAGUGACAUUCUUAAACCAUUUGUUGUUCUUAUGCAGAAUAUUCGAAGUGAAAAGAUAAGGAGCUUGAUUGUUGACUGCAUUGUUAAAAUUAUUAAAUCUAAAUCCAGAAGCAUAAAAUCUGGGUGGCAUAGUGUUUUUAUGGUUUUCACAGCUGCUGCAGAUGAUGAAUUGGAAUCACUUAUUGAAACAGCAUUUGAAAAUGUUGAGCACGUUAUAUUGGAACACUUGGAUCAGGUGGUUGGAGAUUGUUUUAUGGACUGUGUCAACUGUCUUAUCAAGUUUGCCAAGAACAAAAGUUCUCGUCGAAUAAGUUUGAAGGCUAUUGCACUGCUCCGUAUAUGUGAAGAUCGUUUAGCAGAGGGGCUUAUACCUAAUGGAGAUUUGAAGCCAAUUGAUGUUCAUGUGGAUGCAACUCUCAAUGUGACUGAGCAUCAUUGGUUCCCAAUGUUGGCUGGUUUAUCUGAUCUGACAUCAGAUCCUAGAUCUGAGGUCAAUAGCUGUGCACUUGAAGUUUUGUUUGAUUUGCUAAAUGAGAGAGGUAGCAAGUUCUCAUCAACAUUCUGGGAGAGCAUUUUCCAUCGCGUCUUAUUUCCUAUUUUUGAUCAUGUGAGACAUGCUGGAAAUGAGAGCUUAAUUUCUACCAAGGAUGAGUGGUUUUGUGAAACCAACAUUCAUUCCCUUCAAUUGCUUUGCAACCUUUUCAACAAUUUUUACAAGAAGGCUUGUUUUAUGCUGCCAUCACUGCUGAGUUUGCUGCUGGAUUGUGCAAAGAAAACAGAUCAGUUGGUUGUUUCAAUUUCUCUUGGUGCACUAGUGCAUCUCAUAGAAGUUGGAGGACACCAAUUUAGUGAAAGUGACUGGGAUACAUUGUUAAAAAGCAUAAGAGAUGCCUCAUACACUACUCAACCACUUGAGCUACUCAAUGCUUUGGGAUUUGAGAAUAAAAAAAACCUUGGGGUGGUGAUUAGAGAUUCUGAGGUCAAUGCAGGUGAAGUGGAUAGCCAGCCACUAGCUUCCCCAAGUAUCGGUGCUGAUAGCAUUGGUGAAGUGGAUGGAUCAGCAGGUGUUCCAUCACCAUCAGGAAGAGCUCAGAAAUCUUUUGAAGCGGAAUCUCUUCAACGGAAUCAGAGCAUAGGCCAAAAGAUCAUGGGAAAUAUGAUGGAUAACCGUUUUCUUAGGAGUUUUACCUCUAGAAAGGCUCUUGCACUGGGUGCUUCAUUACCAUCUUCUCCACCUAAGCUUCCUGAUGCCAUGGAGUCUGAUACUAGAAAUGAGGAAGAAAGUCCACUGUGGGGAACAAUUAGAAGCAAGUGCAUUACUCAGUUGUUGCUUCUUGGUGCCAUAGAUGCUAUUCAGAAAAAGUACUGGAGCAAGUUGAAAGCACAGCAAAAGAUUAUGAUAAUGGACAUUUUGUUUUCCUUAAUUGAAUUUGCUGCUUCAUAUAAUUCAUAUUCCAACCUCAUGAUGCGGAUGCACAAAAUUCCGGCAGAAAGGCCUCCAUUGAAUCUUUUUCGUCAGGAAAUAACAGGGACUUCCAUAUAUUUGGAUAUCUUAUUGAAAACAACUUCAGGCUUUGAUGCCAAUGGGGAGCAAAAACCCAAAUCUAUUGGUUUUCAAGACAUAGAUAACAAGUCAAGCUUUAUCAAACAUUCCAAUGCGGCAGAGAAGCUAGAAGGGAUUGCAGAGGAGAAAUUAGUGUCUUUCUGUGAGCAGAUACUCAGGGAAGCAUCUGAUCUUCAGUCCAACAAUGUAGUGGAGACUACAAACUUGUCUGUUCACCGUGUUCUGGAGUUACGCGUCCCAGUUGUCGUUAAGGUGCUUAAAGGCAUGUGCUAUAUGAACGAUCAGAUUUUCAAAAGACAUCUGUGUGAUUUCUAUCCCACACUUAUAAAACUUGUUUGCUGCAAGCAGAUGGAUAUCCGUGGAGCACUUGGUGACCUUUUCAUGGUGCAGUUGAAAGCUCUGUUACCUUCUUAGUAUAACUGCCACUGUGCCACUUUCCUCUUAGGAAGGAAUGAUUUUCUGAUUCCUGCACAUUGUUUUGCUAAUUUGCAGAACAAUAAAACUAUGUGUACACACUUUUGAAUACAUAUGAUUAGAUGAUUUUAAAUUAAGGAUAAAAUAACAUCGAAUCACAUAAUGACACAUCAACUGUGUAUU
Mangifera indica (mango) is the source of this 5701-nucleotide messenger RNA. RefSeq names its product brefeldin A-inhibited guanine nucleotide-exchange protein 5-like. Gene Ontology annotation, cellular component: trans-Golgi network. Gene Ontology annotation, biological process: regulation of ARF protein signal transduction. The transcript is spliced from 31 exons. Gene Ontology annotation, molecular function: guanyl-nucleotide exchange factor activity. The coding region runs from base 521 to 5518 and encodes 1665 amino acids. NCBI's taxonomy places the organism in Eukaryota, Viridiplantae, Streptophyta, Magnoliopsida, Sapindales, Anacardiaceae. The record is from RefSeq and is a predicted model, not a curated record.